AUGGCAGCUCUUGGAAACGUGUUAGUUCUUCACGCCUUGUCGAAAUCCUCAUCGAUACCCGCUAAUGCCAAGAAAAUGUUUUCAAGCCUUGCUUGUUCGGACAUUGCUGUGGGAAUGUUGUCGCAACCGUUGAUGGGGGUCAUUAUAGCCGUGGCGUUGCAAAUGGCAUCGACGGACGACCAGGACCGCACCGACUUACUCUGUCCAGCGAUUUUGCCUGCGUUCUAUUUCCCCGUCGUUCUACUUGGAUGUGCAUCCUUUCUGAAUAUGAUCGCAAUUGCUGCCGAUACACUUCUCGCUAUUUCGCUCCAUCUUCGAUACCAAGAACUUGUCACUUCAAAACGUGUCAUUAUAGCCCUGGUAUCUCUAUGGUUAACAAGUGCCGUCUCUGCCUUAGUAUAUAUUUCACUCCCCGAAGGCAAUGACAUGGUAACUGGACUCUCAUUUGUAGGCCUUGUGUUGACGACUGCAACCUACGUUUAUAUUUGCAAAGUUGUUCGACAUCACCAAAAUCAAAUAGUAGGCCAACAUCAGAUACAAAAUAGCCAAGCAGUGGAGGUACUACGACAAAAGAAGAUCGCUUAUAAUGUCAUAUUUCUCUUCGUUGUUUUCCUAGCCUGUUACCUUCCGUAUUGUUCGUCUGAAAUUGUGCUUAUAACUAACAAAAGUUUGCCAAGUUUAAAAGCUAAAGCGGCUUCAAUUUUCCUUGUUCUUCUAAAUUCUUCAUUAAAUCCGCUCAUUUACUGUUGGCGAUAUCGAGAAUUACGCAAAAUUGUGAAAAGCACCUUGAAGAAAGUAAUGUGCAUAAACGAGGAAGAGACAUGAAGCAGAAAAAGAACUUCCAUAUAUCAAGUAAAUUCUGUAAACCGGGACACGUUUCAUUUUUUUGUUAAAUGUACAUUUGUCCAAAGGAGGGCAUAGGGUUUGCUCUUUGUGAAAAAAUAAAUUUGAUGAAAUAGCAACCUCACUGUUCUGUUAUCACAUGUAACAACACUUUAAUAUUAAUACUACUACUAAUAAUAAGAAUAACAACGGCAAUAAUAUAUAAUAUGCAAACAAUCUCUGUCAGAAAAUAUUGAAUAUAAUUGCAUAGAAGGUGACAAGGUGGAGGGUGGCUUUUUUUCUGCAGCAAUUUGGAUCGCGUUAGUUGGCUAAAUGUCUGCUAAUUGGUCACUAAUGGUCUACCGAUGGAGUGUAGCUAAAUGUCGUGGGUCGUGGGUAGUGGGUAGAGGUCGUGGGUCGUGGGUGUGGGUGUGGGUGUGGGUAAAUGUCGUGGGUAAAAAAAACCUUUUCCAAAAAAAAAUUAAAAUUAAAAAAUCAAAAGGCAAAAAGUUGUAAAAUUCAUGAAACGAAAAUCUCCGUGUACAUGCCAGUCCUACUCCCCUUCCCCGCGGUCAGCAAAACAAAUAAGCGAACCAUUUAGUACAAACAGACACUAAAAUAAGAAACUCUGUACACUAUGUAAACCUCUAGCAGGUUACAGAAAACUUUGAGACUAAACUGCUUUUUCUCAAAAAAGUCAACAUUCGUGACUGAAACGUCCUUUCAGUUAAAGGAAUGAUAUUUAGAAUCGUUACAGCAAAGAUUUUGUACGCAAAACAAAAAAAAAUCGAGAAAAUUAUAUUUACGUAAGGCAAUAAAAUUUACAUACUGUCCGCGCCUUAACUUGAAAGGUUGAGAAUGAAGGUGGUUCCUUCGUAAGUUGUUAGCUAGCCUAAAACUUCUUUAAGAAAGACUUCUAUGCAAAAAUAUGAAAUGCCUCAAAAUUGUCCUUUUUCCCUGCCCUUUCCCACGGUGAUCGCAUUCCAUCGUGUUAAGAAAUCUCCGCUGAUCAUUGAAAUAAAGAUUAAUGGUGAGCAGCCACAUCCAUUCAGCGAGUCAGAGCUGUUUAUCCCAUACUUUCUGCAAAUUGUACCUAUAACUUACGUCUGUUUCGUUUAUUUUGCUGCGAUAGCUCAGGUAUGUAUAAAUUUCCAUCGGCAACAUGUAUGGCAGUGAGUUAAUGUUUCUUCUAUCAGCGAUACGGACAUCUCGUUCAUUUGGAUCCCAAAGUUGCCUAAGGUCUGCUAAUUGGCCACUAAUGGUCCACUAAUGCUAGGAACACGUUUCCACCUUUCUAUUCAUUUUGAGCCACUCUAACCAACCAAUAAGGUGGCGUCCUUAAAAUAACCACGCAAUAGAUUGGAAAUAAUUUUCGUGGGAAGAGAGUCAUGUAUGGGGGAUUCGAUCUCUUAGCUUAUUCUCUCUUGAAUCCCUGUUAUGGAUUAGAACCUGUAUGUUUUUCCAAAUGAAUUUAUUUACCUUACAUGACAAGACGGAGCCUAAGUGACUAAGGCGGAAAAGAUAUGAAAUUACCAGUUCAGGAUUUUGUUCUUUGGGAAUUUUUCUUUUGAGUAAAAUAGGUUAACGACUGAGAAGAUUUAGUACCUAUAUCUUGCUUGGUUGAGUCAUUUUUUAGACCUUUGCAUUACCAAACCCUUAAUUAAUGUAUUUUAUUUUAUGGCUACAAUAGUACGCGCUCUGAUUGGCUGCUAAGCGGGUAUUUUUUUUCUUGUCAUGACUGGGCAUUACUAGCUAGGUGUCCAAGGAAUUUACAAUUUGUGUUUAACUUGAUGGUGGACAUCCUUAUAGACCUAUGUUAUGGUCAAUCGACAGCUGUCAAAAGGGGUAACCGCUGACCAGUGCUACUAAGUGGGAUUUUGGUCGUGAAUUACUGUACGGUAUAAUGUGCUACCACGUGUUCCAAGGAAAAUGGAAAAAAAACUUUAACUAUGCAGUGGAAAAUACAAUAAAAUCGUUUGGGGUGAAACCCUUACAAUCUCAGUCCUUUCGGAACCAAGUGAGCGAUUAAUAUUUAAUUUCUUUGGUUUCAUUUAUUGGCAAUCAUCUCAAUUAAUCUGUGCACAGGGUACACUUAAUCGCAGUAGGACUGCAAGAUAAGCAGAGCCUUUGGUCCAGACGUAAUUUUGAUUUUUUAGUGUACAAAAGUUGACUUUUUUAAAUUUAUGUCUUUAACAUAAUUCAACAUAACAUUAUAUUAAACUUUACAAUAACAGGGCGAUUAAAGGAUGCAAAACAGUGAAAAAAAAAAAGCUAAAUACGAAAGUUCUACAGUUUAACAACAACAACUGGAAGAACAAAUAGAAAAAUAAUAGAGUGCGCGUUUGCUAAAUUGCUAUAAAUCAACACUAAUCAGAAAUGCACAGGGUGGUCCACUUAUUUCUGUCUUUGUUAAGAUUUCCGUUUGUUAUUGCAAUUUCUCUUUCGCACUGGAUUUUAAUUUCCAGGAGAACAAUGAAAACCUCCAGUUCUGGGGUCUCAAUCUUGUUUCAAGCUAAGUAAACGUAAUAUUCCCCGUGGACGUUCCGUCUUCAAAACAAAAAAUGCAAGGUAAAAAGGUGUAUUGUUUUUGAAAAAAAAUAUCCCACAUUUUACUCGGGGCCACAAGGUGAUCAUGACUUCAUUCGUGUCUCAAUAUUUUCCUCGUCUUGGGACCUACUUAAAGAAAAUUCUCAAACCACUCUCUAUCGUUUAUUGGAAACAAAUGCAGUUUCUUUCAAACUCUUCAAAUGCGUAACGCGGUGAAGAAAACACUAGUGACGUCACCACUAGUACCCAGUCCUUGUCUCUUGUCCUGUUUUUAAGCGUGAAUAAGAGUAUAUUUAUUCGGAGAUGAUUUCCCUUUUUCCUAUAACCUUUGCUAAGAAACUGCUGUUGUUUUUUCCCACAGAGUUUACCCACUGACGAGGAUGACUUGAAACUCAUGUUAAAUCUCCUUAAGGAAAUGGAAAUCAAUGGGACGCUUCGCACUCUAGAGAUGGAAUCCCAUUCGCAGUUUACCGAUCAAUACGUUUUAGCUGUCUCGUCACAGUUAAAUGCCAUAUCCGAGCGCGGAUCCAGUCUAACGGACUUUAAAAAUAUGGCUAUAAAGGUAAAUAUCAUACGCUAUGAAACAGCAGUCUGCGCCACAUGUGAAACUAAACCUCUGGUUAAGUCCGUCCGGUGUCACAGUGAUAUGGGCAUCCCCGCGUUUUUGGCAUCCCUAUUCCCAAAACCCUAGUGAUAUGGACAUCCCCUUCUCAUAUUACCUUAGCGAUUUGGGUUAGGGUUAGGCUUAGGGUUACUAGGGAUGCCCAUAUCACGGAUCAUUUUACGUGUCUGGGAAACUGCCGACCUACCCCUCCCCUAAACCAAUGUUGGCCUAGGGGAAGGGUAGGUGGGCAGUUUCCCAGAAACGGAAAAUGAUCCCAUAUCACUAGGGUUUUGGGAAUGGGGUUGCCCAAAACGCGGGGAUGCCCACAUCACUGUGACACCGGGGGCCAGCGCCGAAAUCCUUGCUCUGGGCCCCCACCUAUGUACCAGGAUUUGAAUAGGCGCCAUAAUUGGCCUGUUAAAAAAGCUGUUGUCGAUUUGCCAAUCAGGUUGAAGGAAAAUUCGAAAGGCACUUCCAGUAAAUCGUUGAGUCCGUUUGGGCCCAGGCCUCGGUUCAUGAAAGGCCAAUUAGCGCGAAUCCAGGAUUAAAAAUUUUGUUCCACCUUUUGUAUUUACCUUCCUAUGCAUUGCUUAGAGUAACAUUCUAUGUUAUCAUGACUGAAUCUCGGAGUAAAGACAACAGUAUUUUGUAAGCUCGAGUGACAUGUUCUUAGACAAGAAAACCUUGCUUUGAAAUUUGCUAAACUUAACCAUCUUUCGGAGAAUUGGGCCCAGACCAAGUUACAAUAAAACUGUCGUUAGGUAAUUAAACAACGUUUACUCGUAAAAGUGUCUGCUUUAGUCUUUACAUCCAUAAAACAUGUGUCCGUGGCGUUUCUUCAGCGGGCCCUUUUAAUACGGACACCCAGAUCUUACAGUCACGACGCCAUGUCUUCUUGGUGUCCGUUUUAACCGGGUUCUACUGUAAAACCAAAUUUUCAUAUUUUUUUUUACAGAGUUCUUCAGUUCCUUUUGAUACUAAACCUUCCAUUUUCACUGUGCUUUCCCCUCAGAUCCGUAACCGCAUGAGGCGGACUCUCUCAGAGAAACUGCGCAUGCUCUGUCUAUGCUCUCCGCUGUUCCUGAUGAAUGUGAUACUGAGACCAAGGUGCCUAUUGAUUUAACCCGUUCAAUAUUUUAACAAAUAUAAGCGGGUUCUAACUAGAAGAAUUGUAAGUAAGCCCCUUUACCUUUCUUUUGUGGUUUAAUAAACUUUUGGAAAGGGGAAGAUACACCGCUGAUAAGAAUAUGUGUUGCUUACUAAACUCCGGGCAGGAAUAAACUGUAGUUUCAGAAAAACACCGCCUUCUAGGUUAAAUCUAAAAUAAACGCCAGGCUAUUUAAUUGAGAAAAUAAGUUACUUCAAAAAGCGUCUUUAUAUUUUCAAGAAUUGCUUUAUAUUAUUUCACCUGGUGCUAAAUGGUCACAACAUGGUAUUCUAAAUUGAACUAUGAUUAAAAUACAGACCACAUCACUCUACUGUAGGUUUAUUAGCGAGUGAACACUGCCUACCCUGGGGUGUUUAAGUUGCGAUCACAAUUCUAUGUUUUUACAAAUAGUAUAGAAAAAAAUGAGUAAAGGACAAAACGAAACAUCAUCAUCAUCAUCAUCAUCAUCAUCAUCAUCAUCAUCAUCAUUAUCAUCAUCAUCACUAUCAUCAACUUUAUUAGGUCUCUAAGCGUUCUUGCGCUUCUUAGCGCUAAUUGGGGUCACAUAGCAAGUAGCGUUUAUUUACUUUACGCAGUUGCGACUGA
Messenger RNA from Porites lobata, 5726 nucleotides. Lineage: Eukaryota; Metazoa; Cnidaria; Anthozoa; Scleractinia; Poritidae. The record is from the annotation of a GenBank genome assembly.